AUAAUGCGUUAUUCUGAUGGAAACUGAAACUAUUAAUUUUCCUAUUUUAAUAUGAUAGUAUAUUGAGUCAUCACACUGGUACGGUAUAAAGGCAAAUCAUAUGUUGCAGACCGUUGUGUAUGAAUGGGUUGAAUUUCACCAGGUUAUUUACAUUUGUUCAGUUCAGGAAGGACGUUUACAACUCGAAUUCUUCAAACAAAGGAUAAAAACAUAAUGAGCGAAGCGUUGGAGGAUUCUAGGGCAUGGUCUCUAAGAGUAUCCCGGGCCUUAAAUGACAUCGGGGUCACCAGACGCAUUGUAGCCAGGAGGAGGAGGACUUGGCUGAGAAUAGAGGCAGUCAAUACACUUUUAUGUACAUUAGUGGGUUCAGAUAGGACAACGUACUUUUUUGGAAGUCAGAGCGAAGGAACUACUACUCUAGGAAUGAAAUCUGAUGUUGAUAUAUUAUACAGUAAAACAAAACAUGCAGUACUGUUAGACUGGAGAGAGUGGCAGAUGGGGAAGUUCAAUUUUCUUGUGAAAAAGACAGAGGGGUCCCCGCCCCAACACUGUUACCUCCAGAGACUGAGGCUGGACUGCCCUCUGCCAAUGACAGAAGUUUUCGAUCAUGAAAAUGUGAUUGAUUGUGAGGGCAAUGUGUUCGUGCGAAAUGAUGUAGGAGAUAAUUCACUACAAACCCAAGCUGGGGUGAAACUGAUAUCACAUGGACCAUCGAGAAGUUUUGGUGACGAUGUUGACAUGGUUAGUGCAUAUCAAUGUGCUAGGUUACCAGCAGAGUGUCAGUUCCUCUUUUAUAGACCCCGCCCUGGACACUGGCCCACAUCUGACAUGUUGGUACAGGCAAGUCAAUUUCCAGUAUUUCUUGUGAAGCAAGGCUACCCGGACAGUCCUUAUCAUCAGCGGUUACUGGAAUGGAGAUUUUCUACAUCUCUCAUGGAACGGUUACUUGUAUUUAGUUUCAAUAUAAUACAAAUUAAAGUGUAUGUGUUGCUAAAAAUGAUAAGGAAAUCAUUUCUAAAGCAGUUCGUAGGAGACAAUCUUAGCACAUUUCACAUUAAGACAGCCAUGAUGUUCACCAUAGAGAGCUAUCCGCCUGACAUAUGGAGGGAAGAAAACAUUGUACAGUGCGCUCUCUACUGCAUGACCACUCUGUUCAGGUGGCUAAAACUAGGCUACUGUCCACAUUUCACAAUCUCUGGGGUGAACCUGUUUGUGGGGAAACUGGGUAAACCUGAACUACACACCCUGUUGUCAGUUGUUGCUGACAUCAUGUGCGACAACCUCAGUUGUAUAACCUUGAUACAAAUGGAUGAAUUAGGGGCCAGAUUACAGCCGGUUACACGAGCUUUUCCUGGUAAAUCACGACAUGAGAUAAACAUGGAAAUAUGUGGACGUAUGUGUAGGCAGUUUUGUUCUACCCAUCAAUAUUUCCUAUUCGAAUUUCCAAAUGGAAUCGUAACAUUGAGCAAUCUUUACAAUAAUUUUAGUCGACUCAACAUUCUUAACGACAUGCUGCGUGAACCGAGCUUUGAGAAAGAAGCAUCAACAAUUAUAUUACGGUUUGUUGCAAACAAGUUAGCAUCUGCCCUGGCCUCUGAGAAGUUACGCCUAAACCAACCAAUCACAGGUGAUAUAAUGCAGGUGUACUGUUUGUCCUUUGAAUCUGACUUGCUGUCCAGCAGGCUGAAGUUUGCCUCUAUGUUAUACUGCAGCGGGCAGUAUGAGGCAGCAGCUUCAGUGCUUAGUUACUGUGAGGGCCUGCUGGGGCCGCAUGUGUGGCAGCACUGUGCCUGCGGGAGAGUACACAAACCUAGUCGGGCAUUUCUUGUAAAAUGUCUCAAAACUGAAAAUGACCUUGAAUUUCAUAAAAAAUCAGUUGCAAGUUGUAUAAUAUUCACACACCUGGAAACAUGGGUUGUGCCUGACCACCUUCUGUAUGAAAUGUGCAGAAAAACAACAAGCGAAGAUGCUUUUAUAAUGGAUAGCGAACUGCAGUGGAUGAAAUACGUGGUAAUUGACUGCAUACCAUUUCUCUACUACCUUCAAUAUCUUACGUACAGGGAGCUUGACCAACCAGACAGGAAACACACUGCAUUACAAAACCUAAAUAACUACCUCUGUAACCCUGGAGGUGUGAGUGGACAUGUUGAGACAGUGACAAAUGUUCUUGGACACUGCUACGAGCUUGAAAACAGGCCGGAUAUGUUCUGGCAAUGUUACACUCAGUCUCUACACAACCAUCCAAGAAACAAUGCUGCCAACUGGCAUGUAAUGAGAUUGCUGAACCAACAGGCGAGGCAGAGAUAGUGAUAGAUUAGAAGUUCUUAAAAAUGAGAAGCACUAUUAUGACUGUUGUGUUGGAUUUAUUUACAAGUUCAAACUGACAUUUUUCAAUAAAAUUCAAAGGAAUAUGUAUUUCUAUCACAAUAAAUUAUCGAUGAAUU
Mya arenaria is the source of this 2444-nucleotide messenger RNA. RefSeq lists its product as uncharacterized. The record is from RefSeq and is a predicted model, not a curated record. Lineage: Eukaryota; Metazoa; Mollusca; Bivalvia; Myida; Myidae. Bases 214 to 2307 code for a protein of 697 amino acids. The transcript has 2 exons.